Messenger RNA from Lycium ferocissimum, 2337 nucleotides. Its product is annotated as plant UBX domain-containing protein 10-like. The transcript is spliced from 4 exons. Lineage: Eukaryota; Viridiplantae; Streptophyta; Magnoliopsida; Solanales; Solanaceae. Gene Ontology annotation, cellular component: endoplasmic reticulum. The coding region runs from base 919 to 2223 and encodes 434 amino acids. The record is from RefSeq and is a predicted model, not a curated record. Gene Ontology annotation, molecular function: ubiquitin binding.
UAUGCAUAGUCCAUGGACAGCUUUAGCUAAUAACAUUAGUCAAUCUAAACUUUGGCAGAUCAUUUUUUUUACUCCUUUUGAACACUUCGUUCCUCGAGUCCAACUUUCCACCAGCCUAUAGUUCAAGUAAAGUGUAAUACUAGUAUGAGUGCCUUACCUAUCCUCACCAUAAAGGAAGAAUAUAUGUGUUAUAUUUCUAGUGCUCUUGGUAAAUAACAACACUUUUUGGUAACCAUCUUAAUAGAUAAGCUAAAGAUCAAAGGAGUUUAAAAAAAUGUUAUAGUCUUGCUUUAAUCGUUUUCUAGUUGUGGUUGUUGAUCGAGAAAGGAGUAUAGUGAACUACUUUGGAAACGAAUCUUGAUAUGGAGACAAAUAAAAUGCCAUAUUCUUUUACUUAAGUAUUAUUUAAUUUCUCUGGAGGCAUUAUCUUCCAUAUCAACAGCCUCAAACAUAGCAAAUUAACUCUAUAAAUCCACUCUGCUGUGAUAAAUGAUCUAGUGCCUGUGACAAAAGAUUGCACUAGAUCUAUUCUCAGUACAAUUUAUCCUUCUUGAACUAUGUAGAAGAAGACAAAGGUGAAAAAUCCUGAGAAAAUAUUCCCAGAAUUACUUUUGUUAAAGUCUGAUAAAAGCAAGAAUUUUUCAACAGUGAUUAUGGCCAGCUGAUUUUGACCAACACCAAGAAAUUAUAUCUCCCUUAAUUUGAUUCCUUCUUUUCCUUUUUCAAUUUAACUAUCUAGUGUCAAAAUUUACUGACCACUAAAGUCUAAAGGUCCUCCCUUUGAUUCCUUGGAUUCCCCUUAAACCAUACAGCUUCAUUUCACACUUACAAGACUCACUCUUCCCAGUUAAGUUUCAAGAUUCGACCUUUUCAUAAACAUAAGGGCACAACACAACACAACACUGUUCUUGAGCAGUGAUGUCUUCUUCAAGUGGAAGAGCAACAGGGCAAUCCUACAAUGGUAUUGUAAGAAGAAUGGUGAGUCUUCCUCGUAACAUUAUGGGUGGAUUUUCAAGAGUAAUGGAUCAAGGAAUGGACCUAAUGGGAAUUGGAGGAAGAAGAAAUCAGCAACACCAAUUGCCACACCCAAAUUCCCCUUACCAACACCCUUAUGAAUUCCCUUUUCAAGAUCCAUUUGAUUUCCCUCCACAAAAUUACCCACAUGACCCUUCAAUGGUCCAAGAAGAAUGGGCAUUUUUAACCACUUUUGAGCAGCAAUAUGGCACUGAACAUCCAUUUUUCUAUGCCUGUAAAUUCAUGGAUGCACUAAAGAUAGCUAAGGAUGAGCACAAGUUCUUGUUUGUGUACUUUCACUCUCCACAGCACCCUUUUACACCUUCUUUCUGCAGUGAGACAUUGUGUUGUGACCUUGUGGUACAGUUUCUUGAUGCAAAUUAUGUUUGUUGGGGUGCACUUGCUGAUAGAGGGGAGGGUUUGCAGAUGGCGACAACUUUAAAGGCUUCAAGUUUUCCUUUUUGUGCCCUUGUGGCUCCUGCUCCUGGAGAUAGCAUAGCUGUGCUGCAACAGUUGGAGGGUCCAGUCUCCCCAGCUGAAUUAGUGGAGAUAUUACAAAGAACAAUGGAAGAACAAGGAUUGGCUUUUGGCAGUGGAAGGGCCAGAGAGCAGGAAAAGUUAAGGGCGGAUCGCCGACUAAGGGAAGAACAAGAUGUAGCUUUCAUUGCAUCUCUUCAGAUUGAUGAGGAGAAAGAGAAACUCAAGAACAUAAUGCCCUCACAUCGGAAUUCAAAACCAGAACAUGUCCCAAAUAAAUCAAAUCAAGAGAAACCUAAACAAAAUCCAACUAUCCAAACCAGCAAGCAAAAAGAAGCUACUUCUGCCAGAGUAACUAUGCAAAACCCUUCACUAUCCCAACCUAGCAAGAGAAAAGAAUCUAUCUUUGCCAAAGCAACUAUGCAAGAUCCUACACAAUCCCAUUCUAGUAAGAAGGAGGAGCCUUCCAUUGCAAGUUCAGGAAAAAAUGCUCCAGUGACUCAGAUUGCAAUUCGAUUUCCUAAUGGUGAGAGGAGGGAGCAGAGCUUCUCAUCAAUAGACAAGAUUCAAGCAAUUUUUCGGUAUAUCGAUUCGCUAGGGUUGCCUGGAGUUGAAAAUUACAGAUUGAUAUCAAACUUUCCAAGGAAAGUCUAUGGUGUGGAUCAAAUGGGAGUGACACUCAAAGAUGCAGGCCUUCAUCCUAAAGCAAGCCUCUUCCUGGAGCUUCUUUGAAGUUAGAAUGUUACUCGUUGUAGCAUGAACAUAUUUCGUAUCAUACUCUGUACCAAAGCGUGUACGACUCUUUCUACGCGCAGAUUAUAUAUUAUGAUUAGUACGUUUUUACUA